AUGGCGUCCAAAGCAGCAGCGGCACUUGUCAUCCUGGCCUUGGCCUGCGCGGCCGUCCAUUCGGCAGCGGCAGGGCUCUCGCCGGACUUCCACGCGGUGUCGUGCCCGGACCUGGAGCACAUCGUCAUGUACCACGUCGCCGAGGCCUUCAGGAAAGACGUCGGGGUCGCCCCCGCACUCAUCCGCAUCCUCUUCCACGACUGCUUCCCGCAGGGCUGCGACGCCUCGGUGCUCCUAACGGGGAACAACAGCGAGCAGGGGAUGGGGCCCAACCUGACGCUCCGGCCGGUGGCGCUCAACCUCAUCGAGAGCAUCCGCGCCGCCGUGCACCGCGCCUGUGGCCGGAUUGUCUCCUGCGCCGAUCUCACCGUCCUUGCUACCCGCGACUCCCUCGUGCUGGCUGGCGGACCCCACUUCGACGUGGCUCUCGGCCGACGUGACGCGCUAGCCCCAGCGUUGGAGGAUCUCGUCUUCACCCUACCGGCGCCCUCCUUCACCGUGCCGGAACUCCUCAAAUCCUUCGGCGACCGAAACCUCGACAAGGCGGACCUGGUGUCCCUCUCUGGCGCGCACUCCUUCGGCAUCGCCCACUGCUCCUCCUUCUCCGACCGCUUCACGCCGGUCGACGACACCGACCUAGUCAUCGACCCCAAUUUCGCGGCCAAGUUGAGGGCCAAGUGUGCUAAGGACAUGCCUGCGGGCACCGUCAACCAGACCCUCGAUUUGCGUACGCCGGACGUGUUCGACAACAAGUACUACUUUGAUCUCAUUGCCAAGCAGGGUCUGUUCAAGUCGGACCAGGGCCUCAUCGUCCACCCCAACACCACGCGCAUGGCGACGCGGUUCUCGCUCAACCAGGGGGCAUUCUUCGAGCAGUUCGCCAAAUCCAUGGUGAAGAUGAGCAACAUGGACUUGCUCACCGGCAGCCAGGGCGAGAUCCGGUUCAACUGCGCUGUCCCCAACAGCCGUGUCGAGGGCAUCGAGACCGCCAGCGACGAGGGCCGUGCCGCCGCCAUGUAA
Messenger RNA from Triticum turgidum subsp. durum (durum wheat), 1020 nucleotides. NCBI's taxonomy places the organism in Eukaryota, Viridiplantae, Streptophyta, Magnoliopsida, Poales, Poaceae. The record is from the annotation of a GenBank genome assembly.